UCCCCAAAUAAAACCCUCUCUUUUUGAGAAAGAGAAAACAGAACAACCGAGAAGAAUGGAGAUUCGAGUAAGAUGCAACUGCGGAGAAGAUAAAGAAGAAGGAAGAUGCAAAGAAUGGGCCAUCGUUGAACUCCAAGGCGUCGUCGAACCCCAACCAGGUUUCCAUGACUCCCUCCCAAACCUUCAAAUCGGAACUCUCUGCCGUCCUUCUUCUCAGGAAGUGUAUACUUUGACUAUUGGGUAUCACGAGCUGACUGGGUCAAAGGUUCCUCUGAAGAAGCCAAUGAUGGUGCUCAAGAAAGUGAAGCACUCUCCCAUUGAUAGAGGAGAAAGCAGCGGUUGUGGUGAGAUUGAGCUUCAAGUUGUUGGAAUCAUUCGACAUAAGAUCCUGUUCAAGAACAGACCUAAAGCCCUCAUUUCUAAACCACAGCCAACAUCAAAGGAAAGACAAAAGUCUAUCAUGUUGGGUUCUGUUCCUUCAAAUCAAGCUUUGUGACAUUCUAAGUCAUUUUCACACUGAAAUCACAUUAGACCAGAAAGCUGUGAGGAACUUGAAAGAGACCCUUAUCAUCAUCCUCUUCUUAUUAUCAUAGUUUUAUAAUUAUGAUAAUUUAGAAGCCAAAAAUCAUCUGAGUCCAUCUGUCAUUGAUUCACAUUUGUAAUCUUAGUGACCACAGAUAUGUGGAACACCAAUAAUGGCAAAAGUGAUUGUGAUUUAUCAUUAUUGGCAAUUUGUCAUUAUCUUUACUAUUUUGUUUUGAUGUAAAUAUAUGACUUAAAACUUAAAUGAUAAAAGCUUGG
Molecule: messenger RNA, 801 nt
Organism: Arachis stenosperma
Lineage: Eukaryota; Viridiplantae; Streptophyta; Magnoliopsida; Fabales; Fabaceae
Exons: 3
Coding region: 56-496 (146 amino acids)
Biological process (GO): mitotic sister chromatid cohesion
Cellular component (GO): Ctf18 RFC-like complex
Source: RefSeq, a predicted model, not a curated record